This is a messenger RNA of Penicillium nucicola, 810 nucleotides long. RefSeq lists its product as uncharacterized. The record is from RefSeq and is a predicted model, not a curated record. Bases 1 to 810 code for a protein of 269 amino acids. The transcript has a single exon. NCBI's taxonomy places the organism in Eukaryota, Fungi, Ascomycota, Eurotiomycetes, Eurotiales, Aspergillaceae.
AUGACUUCGCCAGAGCCAUACAGUCAAGACACCCUUAACAACUCUCCUCUCGCUGAACAUGGCAGCGAUUUCCCCUGCAAACUUCGCACAAAUGCAUUCUUGACUCCUUCGACGGAGACAAUCUAUCAGAUCGGCACUGAGAAUUCUAUCAAGUUCAAAGGAAGCGCGACACACGGUGGGGGCUCAUGCCAACUGAGCCUGACCGAAGACCGUGAGCCCACCAAAGAUUCUAAAUGGAAGGUUAUCAAGUCCUAUGAAGGAGGUUGUCCUACAAAGGCAGAGAGACUCGCCGGAGGCGCCACUGCAGACAAUGGCCUUCACCUCGAUUUUGCAAUCCCCGAAGGCGUUCAGCCCGGGAAAUACACCCUAGCUUGGACAUGGUUCAACCGCAUUGGACUUCGUGAGAUGUAUAUGAACUGUGCUCCCAUCACCGUGGCUAGUGGCUCGUCGCAACAGCCCAAAGACAUACAAAAGCAAACGCCUACUUUCCCACCCAUGUUCGUCGCUAAUAUCAAUGGCUGUAUCACGAAAGAGAACUUGGACAUUCGCUUUCCUGAGCCAGGAAGCAUUGUGGAGCAUAAUGGCCAAAUGGACCACCUUCUUCGCGAAGGUGAGCCACCAUGCACCGGAACACCUACGUUCGGUGCCUCGGCAGCCAUCCAGUCAUCCAUUCCCGACCCGACCAAGGGUGUGGUUGAAGAAACAGACUUAUCUCCUAAUUUAUCAGCUCUUGCCCGCAUUCCGUCUUCAAUUUGCUCUUGUCAUGUCCUUCGCCGUAAUUGUGGCCAUAGAUACAUAUCGAGGAACUGA